This is a messenger RNA of Hordeum vulgare subsp. vulgare (domesticated barley), 1381 nucleotides long. RefSeq names its product protein FAR1-RELATED SEQUENCE 1-like. Lineage: Eukaryota; Viridiplantae; Streptophyta; Magnoliopsida; Poales; Poaceae. Bases 539 to 1381 code for a protein of 280 amino acids. The transcript has 4 exons. Gene Ontology annotation, molecular function: zinc ion binding. The record is from RefSeq and is a predicted model, not a curated record.
AAUAACCUUUGACACGACAUAUCGUACCAACCAGUAUGAUAUGCCCUUCGGAUUAUUUGUUGGUGUCAAUAAUCACUUCCAGAGCAUCAUCCUUGGAGGGGUAUUGCUUCGUGAUGAAACAACCGAGACCUUUGAGUGGGUGUUCAGCGAAUUCGUGUCCUUGAUGGGAGGACAUGCUCCGAAAACAAUACUGACAGACCAAGACCAUGCAAUGGAGCUUGCCAUAGCUUCCCAGUGGCCUAAUACAAUUCACAGAUGGUGCAAAUGGCAUGUAUUGCAGAAAGCCAGGGAAAACCUUGGACCUAUUUACUCAAGAAACAAUGAUUUCAAAGAUGAGUUCCACAAACUUCUAGAGUACAUGGUUACAGUAGAUGAGUUUGAAACUGCAUGAGCAUCUUUGAUUGAGAAAUAUCAACUCGAAGACCACCCAUGGCUCACUCAGAUAUAUGAAGUUAGAGCAAAAUGGGCAAAGCCAUACUUUUCAGGAGUUGUUUGUGCAAGGAUGACGAGCACGCAAUGUUCGUAGAGUGCAAACCAUAUGCUAAAAAAUUAUGUUCAGCCGGCAUCGUCCAUGAACAAUUUUGUGAGGCAGUAUCAGAAACUAAUGUUCGACCGACAAUCAGAGGAAGAUUUUCAAGAAAAGAAAACUCGUGUGGGUGGUGUUGUUCUUAACCUCGGAGUGCCACUAGAAUUCCAUGCAAGCAAGGUCUACACCUCAGCUAUGUACGAGCUGUUUCAGCACGCGAUUUACUUAUCAGGGUCAUUUGUGCUGCAAGAGGCUUGGGAGUCAGAGCUAGGUAUGGUGUAUAUCGUUAACCACAUAUAUGCAGAGAGGAGGCAAGCAUGGUCCAGGACACAAUACCAUGUUUUGUUUGAUGAGGGAUCUGGAGGAUAUUUAUGUGAGUGUGGCCUUUACUCACACAUGGGCAUGUUGUGCUGCCAUGCUAUCCGGGUUCUACUCUCCCUCGGAGUUAGGGAGAUCCUGGAGGUCCACAUCAUGAAGAGAUGGACGAAGAACGCGUGCGAGGCUCUGCCAAAGCAUCUGAUGUUAUAUAAAGAAUGCAACUCUGCUUUGAAGGAUGCUACAUAUCACCACUCUUCGCUAUACAGUAAGGUGCUUGAGAUUGUUCAGAUGGGCGACAAGAACACCGAAGCUUAUGGCGCUGCAAUGAAGGUUUUGCUGGACGCAAUAAGUACCCUAAAUGAUACCAACCAGGAGAGUGAUGGUCGAGGGUUACAUGAUCAGACUGCGGCUCAAGUUCAUGACCAAGAUACGCCUGUAACACCAGGAACAGAUGGAUUGUCAGGAUUGUUGUAUCACGCAAGAGGGAUCGAGGGAGGCCAACAAACGCAAGAGCAAAGCCAAAUUAUGAAAAUGUGA